AUGGCUCUUUCGUUUUCGGUGCUGUGGCAAUUAGUAGUUUUUCUAACCGCUGCACAACAUUCGGUUGGAGAAAACUUCGAGUACAUUUUGGAGGACGAAUCAGUGUUUUCGGAAUGUAUGGAUGCACCGCCGGGAUAUGCGAAUAUGAGCGGAUUGUUUGAUAUUUCCACCACCAACUUUGUAAUGGGUCCAGAAGGUGUUCACGUGGACGGAUACCUAACCUCUACGUGGGAUGUACAGCCAACGGAUCGCAUUGAGGGUCGACUAAAAAUCGUUCAUUUCGAGCGUGGCAUUUGGCAACCGACGGUACUCAAUAUGAUGUCCAGAGAUUUUUGCAAAUCUUUUCUGGAUCCGAAGCAGUAUUGGUACAGUAUUUUUCCGGAACAUAUUAGAAACAGGAGCGAGGCUCGAGAAAAAUGUGUCAACCACAAAGGAACUGUUUACUUUAUGGUACCAUAUGUCAUAAAAAUGCACUUCGGGUUUGGGUUUGUCCUUCCUUCUGGACGAAAUCGGAUGGUAUUUACCUUGGUAGCAAUUGAUGAGAACGAUGUUCAGCGACCAAACGGAAUUUGCUUUGAGAUAAGAGGGGAUUUUUUCAAGAUUUAA
Messenger RNA from Drosophila santomea, 606 nucleotides. RefSeq lists its product as uncharacterized. NCBI's taxonomy places the organism in Eukaryota, Metazoa, Arthropoda, Insecta, Diptera, Drosophilidae. The transcript has 2 exons. Bases 1 to 606 code for a protein of 201 amino acids. The record is from RefSeq and is a predicted model, not a curated record.